AUGCAGGCUCGUGGAUUCAAUGGCGGGCCAGCCGUCCCGCUGGUGCGCAUCGAGGAGAUGUACGAAUCAGAGUCGGAGGUGUCAGAGCGACAGUCAGCACCGGGUCCUCCUGAUGGCAGAGAAUCUGGCAGAGAAGGCUGCUACACGUUGCUUCGCUCUUACGAGGACUUGCAGGUUCAGGACCUGCAGGCCAAGGAAGCUGAGAUCCGAGAGCUGCGGCAUGUGAUUGCCAUGAAGGAUCACAUAAUCCGGUCCCUGGGAGAGGAGAUCGGUUCCGCAGAGGUGGCUGCGCAGGUCAUCUCGAUGAAGGAUCACGUGAUUCGGACGCUCCAAGAGGAGCUCGAAGAGACGAAGCACUCGUUCUGGGAAUGUUCCGGUGCGAUGGUGGAGCAAGCAGCGAUGUUCACAGCUUUGCCAGUUGCUGAAAGCACUGCCUACAUCCCAGUACCAGGCAACCUGCUGGAUCAACGGAUCGCUGAUUUCAGCAAUGGCAGAAGGAACUUGGUCAUGUUCACGAGAUUGAAGGAAGAGGGCUUCUACCUCUUCGGUCGGAUGCUGGUACAGUGCUUUACUAGCAAUCGAGCUCGUCACUAUCAAGCUGGGGUUCUCGUCCAGGAGUUAGACAGCGAGGAGGUCUACGACAUUGAAGAUUUCAUGGAGCGGUUCGAGCGCUUUGAGCAUCAGCAGCUCGAGCAGCAUUUUCUGGCCGCGGCACAGGGUACCACCACAGGCAUGGAACCCGUGACUCGAUUGAACCAUGGACCGUAG
Molecule: messenger RNA, 768 nt
Organism: Symbiodinium natans
Lineage: Eukaryota; Dinophyceae; Suessiales; Symbiodiniaceae
Source: the annotation of a GenBank genome assembly